CUCUAUACUCUCCUAUUUACCAAACCCUAAUUCUCCUCUCUUCAUCCCUUUUUCUCAAAUUCUCCUCUCUUCUUCAACAACAAAAACACAAAAACUCCUCAAUUUUUCCCAUCAAAAUAAAAACCUAAACGCAAGAGAGAGAGAGAACAACAAUUUGUUGAUCGUCCGUGGGGGUUGUCAUGAGCGGCGGUGGAAACACAAUCACCGCCGUGGGAGGUGGUGGUUGUGGUGGAGGAAGUAGUGUUGGUGGUGGAGGAGGAAGUAGUGGCGGUGGUGGUGGUGGGCCAUGUGGUGCUUGCAAGUUCCUAAGGAGAAAGUGUGUUCCGGGUUGCAUAUUCGCACCAUACUUCGACUCGGAGCAAGGCUCGGCUUAUUUUGCGGCGGUCCAUAAAGUGUUUGGAGCCAGCAACGUCUCGAAGCUUCUCUUACACAUACCGGUGCAUCGACGGUCCGAUGCAGUUGUAACCAUUUGCUAUGAAGCUCAGGCUCGGAUAAGGGACCCUAUCUAUGGUUGCGUCGCUCACAUCUUUGCUCUUCAGCAACAGGUGGUGAAUCUACAGGCAGAAGUUUCUUACUUACAAGCCCAUUUGGCAUCCCUAGAGCUACCUCAACCGCAAACGCGACCAGCGCCUCUACCGCAAACGCAACAACAAGCACUCUUCUUCACUCCUACUCCACCUCUUUCCAUAACCGAUUUACCUUCAUCAGUCUCACCAUUACCCUCGACGUACGAUUUAGCCUCUAUCUUUGAUCAAACGACGUCGUCUUCGUCGUGGGCUACACAACAACGAAGAUUUGUUGAUCCACGUCAACAAUACGGUGGAUCAUCGUCAUCUUCCCCCGCCGCCGUGGGGCUCGGUGGUGGAAACAGUGACCUCCAAGCAUUAGCACAUGAGCUCCUACAUAGACAAGGAUCUCCUCCGCCGGCAGCCACCGACGACUCGCCGUCUCGGUCCAUGUCUAGAUGAGUUUGGCUUUGAUCGAUAUAUCUCCCUUUGUUAUUAGGAAAAUUAAAUUACUACUCAAUAAAAUUUAAUUUUCUUGGAUUAUUAUAAAGACUUUUGAUCAAAACAAUUCUGACAUUUACCUUGUAUCAAUACAGUAUUUUGUCUUCUUGUAUUAAUACAUUUACAUUGUAUUAAUACAUAGUACAUACAUAU
Messenger RNA from Eutrema salsugineum, 1160 nucleotides. RefSeq names its product LOB domain-containing protein 18. Gene Ontology annotation, cellular component: nucleus. Lineage: Eukaryota; Viridiplantae; Streptophyta; Magnoliopsida; Brassicales; Brassicaceae. The coding region runs from base 180 to 968 and encodes 262 amino acids. Gene Ontology annotation, biological process: hormone-mediated signaling pathway; positive regulation of DNA-templated transcription. The record is from RefSeq and is a predicted model, not a curated record. The transcript has 2 exons.